Nothobranchius furzeri (turquoise killifish) is the source of this 2993-nucleotide messenger RNA. It is a transcript of the gene mat2ab, whose product is annotated as methionine adenosyltransferase 2Ab. The record is from RefSeq and is a predicted model, not a curated record. Gene Ontology annotation, biological process: S-adenosylmethionine biosynthetic process. Gene Ontology annotation, cellular component: cytosol; methionine adenosyltransferase complex. Gene Ontology annotation, molecular function: ATP binding; methionine adenosyltransferase activity. Lineage: Eukaryota; Metazoa; Chordata; Actinopteri; Cyprinodontiformes; Nothobranchiidae.
AGGAUAAAUAGUGGAGCACUGCGCCAAGAGACUCAGUUUAGAGGGAGGAUCGUCGAUCGACUGAGGUUGUCCCUUCUCACAUCGGUUAACGCCACAUUUAAACAUACUUGAUACCAUCGAAACACUUUCCCAGAUAUAUCAGCCGUAACCAUGAUGAACGGAGAGAUGAACGGUUAUCAUAACUCCCGUAUCGAGGAGGACUGCUUCUUAUUCACCUCAGAGUCGGUUGGAGAAGGACACCCCGACAAGAUCUGCGAUCAGAUCAGUGAUGCAAUCCUAGAUGCUCAUCUCAAGCAGGAUCCUGAUGCUAAAAUUGCAUGUGAGACUGUUGCCAAGACAGGCAUGAUCCUGUUGGCAGGUGAAGUAACGUCGCAUGCAGCUGUUGACUAUCAGAAAGUUGUGCGUGACACCAUCCGCCUAAUUGGAUAUGAUGACUCAUCCAAAGGGUUUGACUUUAAGACCUGCAAUGUGCUUGUGGCUUUGGAGCAGCAGUCUCCCGACAUCGCUCAAGGUGUUCACAUUGACCGCAAUGAGGAGGACAUUGGUGCUGGGGACCAGGGUUUGAUGUUUGGAUAUGCAACCGAUGAGACUGAAGAAUGUAUGCCGCUCACAAUUAUCCUUGCCCACAAACUGAAUGCCAAGAUGGCAGAUCUGAGGCGCAAUGGCACCCUUCCAUGGCUUCGGCCAGACUCAAAGACACAGGUGACUGUUCAGUACCGGCAGGAUCGUGGUGCCAUGCUCCCCGUGCGAGUGCACACAAUUGUCAUUUCUGUUCAACAUGAUGAGGAAAUCUGCCUGGAAGAGAUGAGGGACGCUCUGAAGGAAAAGGUCAUCAAAACUGUUGUCCCCUCUGUGUAUUUGGACGAUGACACCAUUUACCAUUUGCAACCCAGUGGGCGUUUUGUAAUUGGAGGUCCACAGGGAGACGCUGGCCUCACUGGACGUAAAAUCAUUGUAGACACCUAUGGAGGCUGGGGAGCCCAUGGUGGAGGAGCCUUCUCUGGUAAAGAUUACACCAAAGUGGAUCGCUCCGCUGCGUAUGCUGCACGCUGGGUGGCCAAAUCUCUGGUGAAGGCUGGGCUCUGCAGAAGAGUGUUGGUUCAGGUGUCCUAUGCCAUUGGAGUCGCCCAUCCACUCUCCAUUUCUAUCUUCCACUACGGGACCUCCAAAAAGAGUGAGAGAGAACUGCUUGAUAUUGUGAGGAAGAACUUUGACCUCCGUCCCGGCGUUAUUGUCAGGGAUCUGGAUCUGAAGAAACCCAUUUAUCAGAAGACUGCAGCCUACGGCCACUUUGGCCGAGACUCCUUCCCAUGGGAGCUGCCCAAAAAGCUCAAAUACUAAACCUGUUAAGCUUUUCCCCCUAGGCUUGUUGGUGUAUACUACAGAGAAGCCUCCAAGGUUCCAGGGGUGAAAUGCACUUCUCUCCCUUUCUCCUUCUCUCUUCUCAAAAUAUGACACAUGACUCCAUUCUUACUCCACUUCCAUCUUUGUCUUGUUAACUUUUUUUUGCUGGUUGGGCAAUCAUGCUGGAUGGUAGGAGGCAUGCCUCAGACUCGUUUUUCUUUUAAUGGGAUGAGUUCCAUGAACUCACACCUAGUGGUAUUUUGUUUUAGUCUUGAAGUCCCUCUGCUUCUUUUUGUCGUAGUGUAGCUGCAUUCAGUUCUCCUUCGGCAUUCCACUCUUGUCAGUAGUAUAAGUCGUCAACUUGAUGUCACAAUGGUAGCGUAUUUGGCAAUAUGCGACGCCCUUCUCACUUCUAUGGUGCUAUUGAAUUUAGAGAGCCAACUUGAUAUCUAAAAUAUUGGUAUCGUGUAUUUAAAUGUGUAAUUUCAUAGUUGGGAGUCCAGUUUCCUGCCACUAAACCCUUCAGUUUGGUUUCUUUUCAAACAUUCCUCUUACUUUUGUCCCGAUUGUCUCCUUUGUUGGGUUUAUUUCCUUGUCUUCGUGGAGGAUGGUAGAAAGGCACAGAUAAAAUUCAAGGGUUGUUGCUGUCUUUACUAAAAAUGCUAUGCAUUUCAGGCUAAGGAACAAGCCAAAUCCUAAUGAUACAAGCUCAACUGAGCAUAAGAUCUCACAUGCCUCUCCAGUCCUUUGCUGUUUUCUGACGUAAUACAGAAAAGUCAGAAGCUGCUAUGUCACUGCUCUGGUCUGCAGAGGUAUUUGAUAUACUUGAUAUUAAUGGAAAAUUAGCUUGUUUAUGCAUUAAAAUGCAGUUUUUAAACUAGCCAUUUUUAAAUGUUUCCCUUGUUUUUUAUGGUUUAGAAGUGACUAAAGAUUCUUGUUCUCCUGAAGUAUUGAUGGCAGGUGUAGCUACAGAGAAACCUGUUUCCCAUCUUUAUCGAAGGAGCGUGCUCUUUUCCACCAAGUCUUAUUGGCUAGGAAUCAAAUCGCAACACUAUUUAUUUGUUCUCUGAAACCCGGCGUGGAUACAGAGAAGCCGGCGUUUCAGAAGGCAGCUUUAAACAGACUCGGUUUUUGACUCUUGAAUUCCUUUUACUUGAUCAUUUUGGUGUUUGGCUCGAGGCCCCAGAGUGUUGUACAGAAAAGCUUUGGUGUGCCUCAGGAACGUGUCACUGGUAACUAAGAUUUUUUUUUGUUUAUUUUGAAGUUGCAGGUUUUUUAUUUUUUUUAGGGUAACUUAAAGUCCGACUAAAAUGCCCAGUGCAAUUCUAUAGCUCUUACCUAUCUACAUUAAUGAGAUGGCAACAUUUGGUUGGUGUAGUACAGAGAAACCAGCCCUGUUUACACAGCCUUCUCAUUAAUUGGGUAGUUUAGUUUUUCUUUUGUCCCCCUUUACCACUCAGAGGUCAUCCCAUGGGAUACAGUAAGUGUAAGAGUGCCUUUUUCUUUUCCUCCGGUCCCAUUUCCUUUCCUCUCUCCACGUCAACAUGCAUCUGACUUCUAUAGAAAUCAGUAGCUCAUACUGUAAUGUAUUAAUGUCUAGACUGCAUAGUUUGCUGAUUCCCUGUAAUAAAAUAGCUACUCAUUUCAAA